This is a messenger RNA of Phyllopteryx taeniolatus (common seadragon), 2345 nucleotides long. RefSeq names its product V-set and transmembrane domain containing 2 like (gene vstm2lb). NCBI's taxonomy places the organism in Eukaryota, Metazoa, Chordata, Actinopteri, Syngnathiformes, Syngnathidae. The record is from RefSeq and is a predicted model, not a curated record. The transcript is spliced from 4 exons. The coding region runs from base 365 to 1090 and encodes 241 amino acids.
GACAGACGCAGAGGAGAUUAGAUGAUUAGAUUGAAGCAAGCACCGACCCUGUAGAGACCUAAGCGACUGCAAUCAUGGCGCUGUUGUCUGUGGACAGAUGUAUUGCUUCUGUGUGGGACAGAAGGUGUAUACCAAAUGUACGUGCCACGAAGGAGGAAACAGUUCAGGGGCAUCAGAACAGUUCUUCUGUUUUAAAUGAUGGAGCCAGAGGUAACAGCUAUCCGUAUACUGAGACAUUUUUCAUCCACCCAUUUUCCCUUUAACCUCCCCUUCAAAACAAGAAACAAGACAUGACUGUUGAAAUAACUGAACGACACGACUGGCAACUAUGACAUGACGCAGACAGUGACAAUGACACCUGACAAUGAUGGACUGCAAAGACAGUAUAUCAACGACAAUGAAACGACAAGAAGUGGAAGAAACCAGGGAACUAAAUACAAACAGAUUAACGAGACAACGAGGAACACCUGGACAAGACACGAGUGGCUGGAGAGAGCUGAUUGGUCGACACAAAGUAGACGAGAACAGGUGGACACGACAACCUAAUGAGCACACGACAAACAUGGAACACAGGAAAACAUGGAACAAACUAAAACACAACCCAAAGCAAAACACAGACCAUGACACUCUCUUCACAGAGGUGCCCCACGACAUCACGACACAGAGCGGCGAGGAUGUAGAGAUGGCGUGCUCCUUCUGUGGGGCAGGUUCUCCUUCUUCCUUGGAGAUCCAGUGGUGGUACACCAAGGACCACAGUGACUGGCCCAAGAAGCCUGCACAUAUCACAAAUGAUGUUGUUCCUCUGGACGAAAUGUUGAAAGAUGCCACUAAAAUUAGUGUGGUGAAAGUGGCCGGCAGCAACAUUUCACACAAACUGCGCCUGUCCAGCGUCAAGCCAUCAGACGAGGGCACCUACGAGUGUCACGUCAUUGACUUCAGCGGCUCUGUGGCACAGCGCCAUCACGUUCGGGCCUACCUCCGUGUGGAGCCUAGUCACGGCUCGGACGUCCAGCUCCUUGGAUCGGGGCAUCGGUCAGACCAGCAGGGAGGCUCGCACAGGGGAGAGGAAGAUGAAGAGGAGCGCUACUGACUGCACUGCACUGCAGAGGGCGAAGUCUACUUGUUAGUGUGCAUGUUCAUGACUGAGCAGGAGAAGGUGAUCAUAAUCAUCACUGAGAGAUGAGGCAGUGCUCACAACUGGUACACCACGAUUUAUGUGUAUACUUUUAUUGCAGUGUUGUAAAAUUCCAGGACAGGAAACAUUUCAAUUGACACCGUGCUCAAUGCAUUAGCUUAGUUUUAAAUUGGAAAAUAUGGGUGUAGUUUUUAUGCGUAAAACCUCUGCAGUUCUGUUUUUGUGAAUAUGCGAUCAUUACUAGUACUGAGAUAGCCCAGCUGAACAUUUUUUGAAUGUGCAAUUGAAAGGAGCCAUCCAUCCAUUUUAUGUACCACUUUUCCUUAUUAGGGUUGCGGGUGAACUGGAAUUUAUUCCAGCUGACUUUUGAUGCGAAGUGGGGUACACCCUGGAUUCGUCAGCCAAGCACAGGGCACAUUUAGAUAACUCUCAAUACACACAUUUCCACAUUUUAGAGUACUUGAAUGCACCUAACAUGGUUUUGUAAUGCUGGAGUACCCAGAGAAAACCCAUGCAAGCAGAGGGAACGCAUGCAAAGUCUACUACUUGGCUGCAGCAAAGAUUGAAACCCAGAAUCUUCGAGCUGUGAGGCAGACAUACCAGCAGGUCAUGUACCGCAUGGAAGAAAACAUUCUGUACUUCAUAAAAUAUAACUACACUCUCCACUCUGUCAAGUUCAUUAUUUUACACAUCUCAUACAAUUUGGAGGUUUGCGGAUGAUAAACCAUUAAUAAUAUGGUAAAUGGAUUGCUGGAUGGACAAAUGUAGUUUAAAAAAACAUGUCAUAUCUAUCAAUGGCUACAAGUUCAUUUGAACGUUUUAAAUGUUUGUCUUCAUCAACAAUAUAUUGUCUGCCUUGUGAUAGUUGUGCUCUUCAUUUUCAUAUCGUUUUGUCCACAGUAAAACAGUUUGUGUCCACCUUUUUGCCUACUUUGUAAUGUGUCUCUCUGUUCACAUUUCACACUGACUCAUGUUAACGUUUUCUGUUUCGUUUAGAAACAAUUAAAUCUCCUUGACUUAUUCUCAGAUAAACAUUGCUUAAGCUUUAAUGUCCAUUAUGUUUCUACCACAGCUGUACAGUAGUCAUAUUUUCAACACGUUUAAUAAUUAUUAGUCGUGGGCAGCAGAGGGCAGUACUGUCACAUUAACAAAAACAUUUUUGCAGGUAAUUUGUUAAUAUUACAUUGAGUGACGCUCUAUUACCAAGAAC